Molecule: messenger RNA, 893 nt
Organism: Ostreococcus lucimarinus CCE9901
Lineage: Eukaryota; Viridiplantae; Chlorophyta; Mamiellophyceae; Mamiellales; Bathycoccaceae
Product: fucoxanthin chlorophyll a/c binding protein-like protein
Exons: 1
Coding region: 1-759 (252 amino acids)
Biological process (GO): photosynthesis, light harvesting in photosystem I; response to light stimulus
Cellular component (GO): membrane
Source: RefSeq, a predicted model, not a curated record
AUGUCUCCGGUCGUCGUCAACGCCAUGAGCGUCAAGCCCACCGUCCGCACGGCGUCCGCGGGCGUGUUCACGAAGGGUAAGAACUACGCGAACAUUCAAGAGGCCACCGCGGCGGGACUCGUCGGGGCGUCGGCGCCGUUCCCGGAGGGACUCGACGUGCUCGGAUUCUGCAACGGCAUCGACGGGGCGUCGCUCCAGCGAUACCGCGAGGCGGAGCUCACGCACGGUCGCGUGUCGAUGCUCGCGACGGUGGGAUUCUUGGUCGGCGAACAAGUCGAGGGGUCGAGCUUUUUGUUCGACGCGCAGGUGACGGGUCCGGCGGUGAACCACUUCCAACAAGUGCCGACGCCGUUCUGGUUCGCGAUCGGCGCGACGAUCGCGAUCGCCGAAUCCACGCGCGUGCAAGCGGGCUGGCAAGAUCCGGGUCAAUCCGACAAGCUCUUCUUGCUCAAGGAUGGCUACACGCCGGGCGACUUGAACUUCGACCCGCUCGGCCUCGGCCGAGGCAAGUCCGAGGAAGAACUCGAUGAACUUCGAUUGAAGGAGCUCAACAACGGCCGCCUCGCGAUGAUCUCCAUCUCGGGUAUGAUCGCGCAAGAACUCGUCGAUGGCUUGAACUUGAUCCCGUCCGACGUCGCUCUCGAGCUCGGCAACGGCGACUUGCAAGCCAUGGAGCAGGCGUGCGCCGGCAAGCCGGAUGAAGCCGCGUGCGCCAAGGCGUUCGAAGCGACUCUCGAAGCCGCCGCUCGCAUGAGCUAAGCGUCGAAUCUUUCUGAUUCUGCUUCAUCAAUCUCGUCAUGAGAUUGAGUUCUCUCCGAGCACGCGCGUCGGGUUGAACUCGCCAUUCAAGCUUUUACACAUUUUUUGUAAACCUCUAACGUCAAUUCUUACUG